AUGGGUUUAUUGGAUGCUAUAGUGCUGCAAGCAGUUAAAGUCGAUCCAGUGGAGAGCGUUCUAGCCGGCCUAGGCUUAGAAUUCGGCUUAGGCUUAGGCUUAGGCAUACAAUUAGGCUCCGGAGCAAAUUAUAUAAGCAGCUUAGGCUCCGGAGCAAAUUAUAUAUGCAGCCAGAUGUUUGGGCUGGGUUGGGCUGGCUGGCCAGAUGGCGGCUGA
This is a messenger RNA of Anisakis simplex (herring worm), 216 nucleotides long. NCBI's taxonomy places the organism in Eukaryota, Metazoa, Nematoda, Chromadorea, Rhabditida, Anisakidae. The record is from the annotation of a GenBank genome assembly.